Molecule: messenger RNA, 2396 nt
Organism: Leucoraja erinaceus (little skate)
Lineage: Eukaryota; Metazoa; Chordata; Chondrichthyes; Rajiformes; Rajidae
Product: solute carrier family 13 member 4-like
Exons: 15
Coding region: 137-1987 (616 amino acids)
Biological process (GO): monoatomic anion transmembrane transport
Cellular component (GO): membrane
Molecular function (GO): transmembrane transporter activity
Source: RefSeq, a predicted model, not a curated record
AGGUGGUCUUCUAAUUCCACAACAAACGUUCUCAGGUUGAGAAGGAGACAAAACGCUUCUACCUCAAGGAGUCGCCUCUACCAAUGAGAAGGUCCACCGUUCGCUAGGAGCUGAAGACCCGCUGGUUUUGGACGCGAUGGGGAUGUUGAGGAAUCUGUGGAGAGCUCGGAAGUUGUUGCUGGUCAUCUUGAUCCCUCUGCUGAUGUUACCUCUGCCUGUCCUGUAUCCCGACAGUCCGGAGGCCCAGUGUGCGUACGUCCUGAUCGUCACGGCCGUCUACUGGGUGUCUGAGGCGGUGCCGCUGGGAGCCGCUGCCAUGGUCCCAGCCUUCCUCUUCCCACUCUUUGGGGUUUUGAAAGCCAGCGAGGUGGCUUCAGAAUACUUCAAGGACACCACGUUGCUGCUGAUCGGUGUCAUCUGCCUGGCUGCUUCCAUUGAGAAGUGGAACUUGCACAAGAGGAUCGCUCUCCGCAUGGUCAUGCUGGCCGGAGCAAAGCCUGGGAUGUUGGUCCUGGGCUUCAUGUGCUGCACUGUGUUCUUGUCCAUGUGGCUCAGUAACACGUCCACCACGGCCAUGGUCAUGCCCAUCGCUGAGGCCGUGCUCCAGCAGCUGAUCAGCACCAGCCUGGAGGCCGACAUGGACUUGGCCGUCAUCAUCGACACCGACAGUGCGGAGGACACCUACACCAACUCAGCCUCCCACAAGUACGGGGGUGAGAAUGAGAAGAGACAGCUGGAACUUAUCUACCUUAAAGAAAAUGGAAUGAAGAAGAACCGAUCUGACAAGGAGAUGUUGACUCUGUCCGAUGGCCAGGAGCCGGGCCAGGCGGGCAUGGAGUACAGCAGUAAAUAUAAGACCAAACGUGACCAUAUGAUUUGUAAGUGUCUGUCGCUGAGUAUUACCUACGCCGCGACCAUUGGAGGCCUGAUGACCAUCACGGGGACCUCAACCAACCUCAUCUUUGCUGAACAGUUCAACAGCCGCUACCCAGAGUCUCGCUCCAUCAACUUUGGCACCUGGUUUGUGUUCAGUUUCCCCAUCGCCCUCAUCAUGCUGGUGCUCACCUGGGUUUGGAUGCACUGGCUUUUCCUGGGAUGCAACUUUAAGGAAACCUGCUCCCUGAGCAAGAAGAGAAAGACAAAGCGUGAGGAGAUGUCGGAGAGGAGAAUCCUUGAGGAGUAUGAGAAGUUGGGGCCCUUCAGCUACCCAGAGAUGGUGACGGGGAUUUUCUUUGUGUUGAUGACCUUGCUGUGGUUCACACGGGAGCCAGGCUUUGUUCCGGGAUGGACCUCGCUCUUUGAGAGGAAAGGCUACAGGACGGAUGCCACCGUCUCCAUCUUCCUGGGCUUCCUCCUCUUCCUCAUCCCUGCCAGGAGGCCGUCCUUCUCCUGCUUCGGCAAGGGCAUCCCUGAUGAGGAAAGUGCAAGGGACCAGAAGAAGCCCAAAGACUCCAAUCCCCUGGCACCGCUGAUCAACUGGAAAGACUUUCAGAAACACAUGCCCUGGGAGAUAGUCAUCCUGGUGGGAGGUGGCUAUGCUCUAGCUGCAGGCUGCAAGGUGUCUGGUCUGUCGGACUGGAUCGGCCGUCAGAUGGAGCCGAUGAGCAACCUGCCGCCCUGGGCAGUCACACUCAUCGCCUGCCUGCUGGUGUCUGUGGUCACCGAGUUUGCCAGUAACCCUGCCACCAUCACCGUCUUCCUGCCCAUCCUCUCCACCCUGUCCGAGACGCUGCAGAUAAACCCGCUGUACACCCUGAUACCAGCCACGAUGUGUGUGUCAUUCGCAGUGAUGCUACCCGUUGGAAACCCACCAAAUGCCAUCGUCUUCAGCUAUGGGCACUGCCAGAUACAGGACAUGGUGAAGGCUGGCUUUGGUGUGAACGUGAUUGGGGUGGCGGCUGUAAUGCUGGCCAUCACCACCUGGGGCUUCCCCCUCUUCCAGCUGCAACACUUCCCUGCGUGGGUCAAUGCGACGGGAGGCCAGUGACGAGCAGAGGUGCAGCAGCAAGAGGCGCAAGCGAAGCCCAGCGCAGAUGUGCAGCGGGCUGUGGAACAUCUGGCCGGCGCUGGCCAAGGCAGGAAGGACCAUCACCUGCAUCACACACACACACCAUCCCGCAGAGAGCAGCCACAACUCGGCAACUCUCAAAUAAGGAGCUUCUGUUUCAUCCUGCCAAGGACAAGCGCAGUUUGUUUUGUUUACGCUGUCUCUGUGAACGAUUCUUUGGGGCAAGGGAUUUAUCUUCCAAUAGUGUUUUUAUUUUCUAUUUUACUUCUUCCAAAGGCAGUGGGUCCAACAAGGUGACAGCCCACAGCCGCACGUGACCAGGGCGAUCUUUGCCAGAACCGACACCGACACACACACGCACACACAGACACACACACACACACACGCA